Messenger RNA from Panicum virgatum (switchgrass), 958 nucleotides. Its product is annotated as receptor-like protein 6. Gene Ontology annotation, molecular function: protein binding. The transcript has a single exon. The record is from RefSeq and is a predicted model, not a curated record. NCBI's taxonomy places the organism in Eukaryota, Viridiplantae, Streptophyta, Magnoliopsida, Poales, Poaceae. The coding region runs from base 206 to 850 and encodes 214 amino acids.
UAAAAAAAUUCAAAGAUAGAAGAUAGAAGCAAGAUUAUGGCGACUAAUUGAACCAUGCAUAUUGGCAAUCUUGACCGUAACUAGUAACCAGUAAGAUGACGGGCAUCAGACGCGUAAUGUAUACAUAAACCAACGGUGAGAAACUCUCUUCACCGAAAAGUAGAAGCCGAGCUCACCUGCAAGAAAGUCCUAGCCAGCCAAGCCAAUGCAAAGGCCAAAGCUAGCUGCCAAUAAUACGGCCACUGCCAUGGCCCAACACAGGCCAAGACAAGCAGUAUCGCAGCUGCUCCUACAAAUCCACCUCGCGAUCACAGCCUGCUCGCUGCUCCCUUCAUCCGCCGGGGCUUACACCGCCGCGGCACCGCCAGUUCCAUGCUUGCCUGAUCAGGCGGCGGCGCUGCUCCGGUUGAAACGAUCCUUCGUCGCCACCGAUUACUCUGCCAUUGCCUUCCGGUCGUGGAGGGCCGGCACGGACUGUUGCCGCUGGACAGGCGUGCGUUGCGGCCACUUUGAUGGCCGCGUGACUUCCCUCGACUUGGGUGACCGAGGUUUGAAGAGCGGAGGCCUCGAGCCUGCGCUUUUCGAUCUGACCUCCCUCAGGUACCUGAACCUCGGUUCUAACGACUUCAAUGGAUCUCAGCUCCCAUUCACCGGGUUUGAGCAGCUCGCUGAACUCACCCAUCUGAACCUUUCGAGUUCAAGCUUUUCUGGCAAGGUGCCAAAUGGCAUUGGACACCUGACAAAUCUCAUAUCCCUUGACCUCUCUACUAGCUUUGAGCUUUCUGAGACACUUCGUUAUAAACCCAUGAUCAGCGCACCCUCAGUGAGUCGCACUGGUGCAGCAUCAUAACCAAGUCCUGUCCUAAACUCCGUGUUCUUAGGUUACCAAAUUGUCAGAUCUCUGGACCCAUUUGUGGUUCAUUGCAUACCUUGCUCUCAUUGGUAGUUAUUGAUCUAC